AUGCCCGACUUUGACAAGCAGAGCUACUGGCACCAACGUUUCGAGUCGGAGACGGCCUUUGAAUGGCUGAUCCCGUCGUCUACGUUUAUGCCCCUUCUUGAGGCUUUCCUCAACAAGUUGCCCGGUUCUGAUGCCAGAAUCCUGCAUCUGGGUUUUGGCACGAGUGACUUGCAAGUCCAGCUCCGGACGCGUGGUUUUGUUAACAUUACCAAUGUGGACUAUGAGCCUUUGGCGAUAGAAAGAGGCCGGCACCUCGAGAUGACGGCGUUUGGCGAUGUGACGAUGCAAUACAUCACUGCUGAUGCUACAAAUCUCGCUUCUGUUCCCGAGAUAUCUUCCCAGAGAUACCACCUUGUCGUCGACAAGAGCACAGCUGAUGCUAUCUCUUGCGCAGGCGACGAUGCGGUUUUGGCUAUGGCCCAAGGAAUUCACCAGAGUCUGGCCGAUGACGGUGUCUGGAUCUCGGUGAGCUACUCGGCCUUCCGGUAUGACAAUCCGCAGCUGCCGUUUGAUGUCGAGGUCAUCGCCAACAUUCCAACCGCCAAGGCGAGGGCGACUGAUCCAGAUAUCUAUCACUAUUGCUACCUCCUACGUCCGAAACCCAACGUGUAG
Messenger RNA from Neurospora hispaniola, 612 nucleotides. Its product is annotated as S-adenosyl-L-methionine-dependent methyltransferase. NCBI's taxonomy places the organism in Eukaryota, Fungi, Ascomycota, Sordariomycetes, Sordariales, Sordariaceae. The transcript has a single exon. The coding region runs from base 1 to 612 and encodes 203 amino acids. The record is from RefSeq and is a predicted model, not a curated record.